UAUAAGUUCUUGACACUUUUUGUUUUUUCUCCUUUUUAUUCUCAUUUGAUAGUACUACUACUCCAAUAAAAAUGCCAAAUUUUAGACCAUUUCUUCACUUUACUAUUCUCAUUCUUCUCAUCAACUCUGGCCUAACUCUUUGCCACACCAAAGGGCUUAGGCCAAAGAGAAAUGCCAAAGGAAAACAACUAACAGUGAAUAUGACACAAGUUCAACAAUCAGAACAACAAUUCAUGAAAUGGGUUCAAUUUGUUGGAAGCCUAAAACAUUCCCUUUUCAAAACAGCCAAAAAUAAAAUCUUCCCUUCUUUCACUCUUACUGUUGAUAAAAAUCCUUCUCAUGGAGAUUUUACUUCAAUUCAAGAUGCCAUUGAUUCUCUCCCAUUUGUCAAUCUUAUCAGAGUUGUUAUCAAAAUCCAUGCAGGAGUUUACACGGAGAAAGUAAAUAUACCACCAUUUAAAUCAUUUAUAACAAUAGAAGGAGCAGGAGCAGAUAAAACAAUAAUUCAGUGGGGAGAUACAGCACAAACUCCUGGACCAAAUGGAAAACCCCUCGGCACUUUUGGUUCUGCAACUUUUGCUGUGAAUUCCCCUUAUUUCCAGGCCAAGAAUAUUACUUUCAAGAAUACAACACCAGUGCCAGCAGCAGGAGCAAUUGGAAAACAAGCAGUAGCAUUUAGAAUAUCAGCAGAUACAGCAGCUUUUGUUGGUUGUAAAUUCUUGGGAGCUCAAGAUACACUCUAUGAUCAUUUGGGUAGACAUUAUUACAAAGAUUGUUAUAUUGAAGGUUCUGUGGAUUUCAUCUUUGGCAAUGGUCUUUCUUUCUUUGAGGGAUGUCAUUUGCACGCAAUAGCACCAGUGACAGGGGCAGUAACAGCACAAGGAAGAAGCAGUAUGUUGGAGGACACUGGCUUUAGCUUUGUCAACUGUAAAGUCACGGGUUCUGGUGCUUUGUACCUUGGAAGAGCUUGGGGUCCCUUCUCUAGGGUUGUCUUUGCAUAUACUUAUAUGGACAAUAUUAUCAUCCCUAAAGGCUGGCAUAAUUGGGGUGACCCUCUUCGAGAAAUGACUGUUUUUUUUGGGCAAUACAAAUGUAGUGGACCAGGGGCAAGUUUUGCAGGAAGAGUUUCGUGGUGUAGAGAGCUAACUGAUCAAGAAGCUAAGCCUUUUAUUUCACUUAGCUUUAUUGAUGGCUCUGAAUGGAUCAAUUUUUAAAUAAAUAAAUAAAUUAUCUGCACUACAAAUUUUUCUCUUUUUUAUUUGUUUAUUUUGGCUUACUUUGUAAAGUCCAUGUAUCUGGUAGUAGUUCAAAGAGGCAUAGAGUAGAAAAAUCUUUGUACGAAUAAUGAAAAUUAAGAGUAUAACAUACCCCAUUUUUUUUG
Nicotiana tabacum (common tobacco) is the source of this 1381-nucleotide messenger RNA. RefSeq names its product putative pectinesterase 53. Gene Ontology annotation, biological process: cell wall modification; pectin catabolic process. NCBI's taxonomy places the organism in Eukaryota, Viridiplantae, Streptophyta, Magnoliopsida, Solanales, Solanaceae. Gene Ontology annotation, molecular function: pectinesterase activity. The record is from RefSeq and is a predicted model, not a curated record.